Molecule: messenger RNA, 1951 nt
Organism: Thermothielavioides terrestris NRRL 8126
Lineage: Eukaryota; Fungi; Ascomycota; Sordariomycetes; Sordariales; Chaetomiaceae
Exons: 3
Coding region: 122-1849 (575 amino acids)
Source: RefSeq, a predicted model, not a curated record
GGUCGGCGCACCGCCAUCACCUCCGGCGCAAACAAAUCGACCCGCAGCUCAGGGAGCUUCGAAGCGUCAGCUAGUACGGGCACAAGCAAGCCACCAAGCUGCACGCUUGCAUCUCAAGAAUAUGCCCUCGCCAGAGAAGCGCCGUCCUGCCGCGGGGCAAGGACCGAAAGGUGCCGCCGUCAACGGCCCGCGCUCUCCGCCCCGUCCGUCCCGGCCUUCAGGAAGCAGUCCCCGCAAGAACGGUGGCAGCAACCACAACAGCAACAGCAAUAGCAACACCACCCCGAGGAGCAGCACCACCACCAGCAACAGCAGCAACGUCUACAUCGCCCCUCCUCCGCGCGCCGCUCUCAGCGGCACCUCCUCUCCCGCCCCCGACCAUCCCCGCAACAGCACCACCGAGGCCGCCGCCGCCGCCGUUCCAGGCGCCAGCCUCCACCCGACUGCCGCCGGCAGCGGACCCCGCACAGCGCAGCGCAACAACAACAACAACCGCUCCCGCUCGCCCUCGCCCCUGCCAAUGUCCUCACCGCGGGCUGCUGCAACGCCGUCCGCCUCAACAGCCACCGCGACCACGCCCUCGACCGCGCAGACGGCGGCGCUCCUUCGCGAGAAGGACGCGCGCAUCGCGUCGCUCGAGCGCGAGCUCGCCCUGAUGGAGGCCGCGUUCCACCGCGAGCUGGACAAGCUGAGCAGCGCCGAGAGCGAGACGGCGGCGUUCUGGCAGGCCCGGUGCGCCGCGCUCGAGAGGCAGGUUGCGGCGCAGGCGCAGGCGCUUGCGCAGGGCCACAGCCAGGGGCAGGGGCAGGGGCAGGGGCAGGACGGGAACCAGACGGGGUUGUCGGGGGCGCAGCACGGUGGGGUUGGGGAUGCGGGGGAUGUAGUUGUUGCUGGCGCUGGUGGUGGUAGAGAGGCCGGGCGGGAGGAGGAGGAGGAGGAGAUCAGAGAGCUUCGCGCCGCGUGGGAGCACGCGAGGGCGCUGGUUGCGCAGAGGGAUGAGGAGCUGGCGGCGCUGAGGGCGCAGGUGCGGGGGCUGAAGGAGUGGGUGAGCCUGAGCACGCGGGCGGACGGGGAGGCACAGACCAGUGACGAGGUGUUUGCGGGCGAGAUGAUGCGCCUGGGGAGCUUGCUGCAGAACUGGGUGCUGGUGCACUUUCGGAAGGCCAAGUUGGACCUGUCGAAUGCCGACGAGGACACGGUAGCGGAGCUGGCUCGCCUGGUGCCCAUGUACGAAGAUCUCCUUCGGCCUUCUAGACUCCAUAUGCUUCAGUCGGCCGUGUCCCGGUUGCUUGUGGAGCUCGUGUUUGACCCCUACUUUGUCGGCCUUCCGAGCGACGUGGCUGAGAAAGUCAAGGAGGUGGAGAGCUUCCUGGCCUCGUCGACAUCGUCACCUGAAUCAGUCAACCAAUGGCGCUCUGUCACGCUCGCUAUCCUCAGGAAGGACGCAGCCGAAAAGCUGCAGACCGAAACCUCCGCCGUCGUUGACGCGGUCGUCUCCCGGGUCAACAAGCUCUUCGGCGCGAUCACAAACACGGAAGCAUCCGAGCAACGAGACGCAGGCCUGCAGGGCAUCGUGAGCGCCGCCAUCGAGCUGUCGCGGCUGCUCGCGGUGCAGAAAGCCGUCUUCAGGGUCGAGAUGCCCGAGGUCCUCCCCCACCAACGGACCGUGUUCGACGCCGAGACCAUGGAGGACGUCGGCGGCGAGGACGAGGACAGCCUGGUCGACCGGGAAAUAUGCUGCGUCACCUUCCCGGGCAUCGUCAAGCGCGGCGACGAGACCGGCGCGCACCUGCUGCAGUACCGGAACGUCAUCCACAAGGCCAGGGUGCUCUGCCGGCCCGAGUCGUGACGGCUCCGUCUACCCGGUUGGGUGGUUGCGUGUCUGAAGUGCGGAGCUUUGGGCGCUGGCGAAGCAGCAGACCGUGACGGCAUGUCCGUCAUGGAAGGAAGC